Salvia miltiorrhiza (redroot sage) is the source of this 1076-nucleotide messenger RNA. RefSeq lists its product as uncharacterized. Gene Ontology annotation, biological process: root development; shoot system development. The transcript has a single exon. Lineage: Eukaryota; Viridiplantae; Streptophyta; Magnoliopsida; Lamiales; Lamiaceae. The coding region runs from base 18 to 938 and encodes 306 amino acids. The record is from RefSeq and is a predicted model, not a curated record.
AACAAACAAAAAACACAAUGAUCUCGAAAUCUAAAAUCCUUAGCCACACUCGCUCCUCCAGCCUCCCCUCCCGAUCCCACCCUCUCAUCCCCCAAUUCAACGACCAUCUCCACCGCCUCCGCGCCGCCACCGCCGCCUCCGACGCCACCUCCCUCCCAUCCCUCGCCGAAAACCUAACCAACCUUGACAACCUCCACGGCUGCAUCGGCGACCUCCUCCUCCUCCGACACACGCGGCGGGUAUUCCGCCGCGAGCGCGGCGAGAAAUGGGCCGAACAGGUCCUCGACGGAUACCUCGGCCUCGUCGACGCCUGGGCUACCGCCAAGGACCUGCUCUCCCACGCCAGGGAGCACGUGCUCCGCCUCCUCUCCCUCCUGAGACGGAGACGGAGACGGGACCUCUCCGCCUUCCUCGCCUCGAGGAAGGCGGCGAGGAAGUCCGCGCAGAGGACCUUGAGAAACAUCACCGGCUUGAAGCACAAACCCUCCGCCGUGGCGCUGGACAGAGACGCCGAGACCAUCGCCGUGAUAAGCAUGCUGAAGGAGGCCGAGGCGGCGACCCUCGACCUCGUCGAGUCCCUGCUGUGCAGCGUCGCCGGCGCCCGGAGGCUCGGCGGCGGAUGGUCGCUGGUGUCGAGGCUCAUCAGCUCGAGAAAUUGCUCGGGACAAGAUCGUGAUCGUGGUCGUGGUCGUGAUCGUGAUGAUCACAAGCAGCACAUUCUCGAGUUUUGUGAGCUCGACGCUGCCUUGGAAAAGCUUGUUAGUUUGAGGAGAUUCGACGGCGGCGAUGGCGGCGGCGUUUCGGCGCAGGUUGAUGAGCUCCGGCUGCAGUUGACGGAGACGGAGGGAAGCCUCGGUGUCUUGGAAGAGAAAGUUGAGGCUUUGUUCAAGCGUUUGAUAAGAACUAGAGUUUCACUACUUAACAUGCAGAGCAAUUAAUUACGUAAUUAGCUUCUAAAUUUAGGGACGAUAUCCAAUUAUAUUCUAACCUUUAAUUUCCAUAUUGCGAAAAUAGCAAAAGGAAAUUCUAUCAAUGUAAAUAAAAAUGUGGAAAUAUUACUGAUCAUUUUUACUAUA